This is a messenger RNA of Arabidopsis lyrata subsp. lyrata, 1557 nucleotides long. RefSeq names its product F-box/kelch-repeat protein At4g29370. NCBI's taxonomy places the organism in Eukaryota, Viridiplantae, Streptophyta, Magnoliopsida, Brassicales, Brassicaceae. The record is from RefSeq and is a predicted model, not a curated record. Gene Ontology annotation, molecular function: protein binding. Bases 76 to 1239 code for a protein of 387 amino acids. The transcript has a single exon.
CUUGCUGAAUCUGACUGACCUAAUCAUUUCUAUAUAUUUUAACCCAUUUCAUGAUUUUUGUCUCCAUCGCCGACGAUGAUCCCGGAAGAAGAAGUUGAGCCGCCGCAGAAAAAAACGAAGCUUCCGCCGCUACCAUGUCAGUCGUCGUUUUUGUCACUUCCCAACGAAAUCAUUGUGAACUGCUUUGCACGUAUCUCUAAAUCGUCUUACCGUUCACUCUCCCUCGUCUGCAAAACCUUUCGUUCUCUCAUCUCUUCUCCAGACCUCUAUGCCGCGCGAUCUCAACUUGGAACCACCGAGAUCUGCGGCCUCUAUCUCUGUCUACGGUUCUCCACCGUGCCAUUCAAGGAACCAACUCGACGCUGGUUCACUCUCAGUGCCCAACCUAAUCGAAACCUAACCGAUGGUAGGAGUUGUCGUGGAAAUGUUUUCGUUCCUUUUGAUAAUUUUCUUCCAUAUUCAAAUUCAGCCGUAUCGAUUGGUUCGAAAAUAUAUGGUGAACAUAUGAGUGAUUAUUUUGGUCCGUCUUCAGCCAUUUGGAUAUAUGACUGUCGGACUCGCACGUGGGGCGAUGUGCCUAACAUGAAGAUGAAGAGGUCCGCGUGUGUCCUUGAUGACAAGAUUUAUGUAAUGGGAGGGUGUGACUCUGGGGGCAUAAAUUGGUUCGAAAUGUUCGACAUAAAGACUCAGACUUGGAGAACCCUACCGGAGAAUCCUGACGUUAAGGUGAGAAUGGGAGAUAACGUUCAAAAAAUCGAUGUGGUGCAAGGAAAUAUUUACGUAAAGACUGGGGCUGAGGUUAAGGAUUGGAUUUAUGAUGUGAAGGAAGGUAAGUGGAGUGUUGCAGAAGAGUAUUUGAGUUUACUAUGGUCGAAUUCUUGGUGUGUGAUAGAUAAUGUGAUUUAUUGUUACUCUUGUUCUAGAUACAAGUGGUAUGAUUUAGAUGGUAGAAUGUGGAGAGAUGUGAAAGGUUUGGAAAGAUUGAAUAGAUACCGUAGUGCCAGUACUGAUUUUCGUAAUUGUAUGGUUGAAUUAGUUAACUAUGGUGGGAAACUAGCUAUUCUUUGGGAUAGGUUUGAGCGGCCUGGUCGUAGUCAGAACAAGAAUAUUUGGUGUGCAAUGGUUGCACUCAACAGAGGCUUUGGAGGUUCAAUUUGGGGGAAGAUUGAGUGGGUUAAUGUUGUGCUUACGGUCCCCAAGUCAUAUAAUUUCUUGCGUUGUAUAGCCCUUUCGGUUUGAUGACUCUUAGUAACUUGUAGAGUCAUCUUUUUGCUUUGAACAAACUUAUAUGCUUUGUUUUGUGUUGGCUGUGCGUCUAUAAGUCCUAAAUGAAUUUACCUGAUUGCUAGACAUUGUAUUGUUUCAAUUUGCAUUUUGCAUCAGUUGGAGAAACAUAGAUAGAUUAUGACCAUCUCUAAGCGUUUUGUUGAUUUAAUUCUGGUUACAGUAGUAUAAACUAAGUCCUUGUGAGGCAAUUCUAUUUGUUGUUCUUUCUAGGUCUCCCAUCUAAAUAAUGCGAGUAGAAGAAUUUGAGUACCUUUUGUUUUCACUUUGAAG